AUGUCGGCUCUGUCACCGAUGAAAAUUCCGAAUAUUUCUUCCCUCCUCAACUCCACGCUGUCACAACCGACAUCGACGAUGGCUGCGUCGGGCCCGAAGGCGACCAGCAGCGGCGGGAACCUGACGCCAUACUACAACGACGAAGAGGCGUCCCGGCCGCGGUCCGGCUCCGAUGGGCCAUCCGCCCAUCGGAGCGUGACUGUGAGUCAUCACCCGCACGGCCACGGGCCACCUUCGGGCGCCUACCGGUCCCCGGUGGCCAAGAUGUUUGAUUCCGUGUUUGGCAGUGGCCGGAACCGGUCCAACUCCCUGGCUGCAUCGACUGCCAACGAGGAUCACAGACGCAAGAUUGUUGUUCAGCGAAAUUCGUGCUCUGACCUUUCCAGUACGAAUGUAUGUCCAAAAUUUAUCCAAAAGCCCGAAUAUUGCAUCGAUUCAAAUCAGUCGCCGUAUGAUGCUUGGAAUUUGUAG
This is a messenger RNA of Notodromas monacha, 471 nucleotides long. The record is from the annotation of a GenBank genome assembly. NCBI's taxonomy places the organism in Eukaryota, Metazoa, Arthropoda, Ostracoda, Podocopida, Cyprididae.